This is a messenger RNA of Archocentrus centrarchus (flier cichlid), 3853 nucleotides long. Its product is annotated as C-X-C chemokine receptor type 3-like. Gene Ontology annotation, cellular component: membrane; external side of plasma membrane. Gene Ontology annotation, biological process: positive regulation of cytosolic calcium ion concentration; immune response; cell chemotaxis. The transcript has 4 exons. The coding region runs from base 488 to 1606 and encodes 372 amino acids. NCBI's taxonomy places the organism in Eukaryota, Metazoa, Chordata, Actinopteri, Cichliformes, Cichlidae. The record is from RefSeq and is a predicted model, not a curated record. Gene Ontology annotation, molecular function: C-C chemokine binding; C-C chemokine receptor activity.
UUUGUGAGCGAGGUGACGUGUGAUGGACCAAAACAACCCGGCGGAGUAGAAAAUAAAGUGUAUAUGACUCCUUUCUGUGCUGAGAGGCUUUUUAAGGUAGCGCUUUGCAUGCGGGGUGUGUCUUUGUUAUGAAACUGACAGCGGUGAGCUCAGCUCCUCUCACCGUCUUCAUCUAAGUUUCGUCUGCUUGCCCCGGGCGCUUGUUUCUAUGGAUUUACUUCCAGCGUUUGUGAUUCUCCUGCUAUUACAGUUUAAUGAUUCUUAAAGUUUGAGCGCAAUAGCGGAUAAAGCUGUUGCGCGUUUUUCAGUGGCGCCUGACAGGCACUGGACAGCUGCGGGAGUUCGUCUAUGCUCCCUCCAAAAACUCCCGACCGGUAGUCACCCUUUAAAACUUGCUGACCCGGGGUUGAAGCAGUAGUCUUGUUUUUUAGUGUUAUCGGCCCACAGCGGGCAGAAAGCCUCUCAAACUGCGCAGCCGAAGGUCUUUAUGGGAACAUUUUUGUUUCCACAGCGCAUGGCCAUGGAAGUGGAGCUCGGUGGAAUAUUUACAGACAACAUCACCUAUGAGGAAUAUGACUACGUGUAUGAGGAUCCAGUCAAAAGAGGCAGCGAGGCAGUGUGGAUUCCUGCUCUGUACUCUUUAGUGUUUUUUGUGGGCAUACUGGGAAAUAUCAUUCUACUGACAGUUCUGGUUCAAAAGAGGAGAUCGUGGAGCAUAUCAGACAUUUUUAUUCUCCAACUGAGUUGCGCAGACAUCCUGCUUCUGUUGAUGCUGCCCUUCUGGGCUGCACAGACGACUCAGAAUUGUGAUUGGGCCUCUGGGAUUUUCAGCAAGAUCUUUGGGGCCAUUUUCAAGCUCAACUACUACUGUGGGAUCUUUCUGCUGGUUUUCAUCACUCUAGAAAGCUACCUGUUUGUCAUCCAUGGUAUCCAACUGUAUUCUCACGGGAAGCCCUGGUUAGCUAUCACCUGCCUGUCAAUCUGGGUUAUCUCUGUUCUCCUCACCAUACCUGACAUGAUUAUGCUGCUGGGUGAAAAGGAUUCCACAGAAGAGAUAACAUGUGUUCAUGACUACCCUCAGUCUGGGGCUGAGUGGCAGUUGUGGUCACGCCUGCUCCACCACAUAGUCGGCUUUGUGCUACCUGGAGUCACACUGAUGAUCUGUUGCUCACAUAUGCUGUGGCAGCACUGCAGCUCUCAUGGCCUCUCAACACAGAGAAAUGUCGCUGUCAUCUCGUCUUUGGUUUUGGUAUUCUGUCUCUGCUGGGUGCCCUACAACUUCAUACUCAUUUUGGACACUCUCAAGAACAGACUUAAGGAACCCUCCUCACCUGAAAGUUCUGAAGGCUCAAUAAAAACACUUCUUAUGGUUACUUCUGCUCUAGGCUGCCUCCACGCCAGCCUGAGGCCUCUGCUGUAUCUCGGCCUGUGUGGAAACUUCAGGAAACAUUUACUGGCUAUGCUGAGAUGUACGAAAACUGAACCCGAAGGCUCACUUUGGGAUCUUGGUUUAGGCCAGAGAGAGCAGCCUGACCACAGUCACGAUGAAGGCGUACAGCUGAAACCGAUGACAGUUUCACAGAAUCAGGUGCCAUCAGCUUUGUGAAGAUGGAUAGACAAAAAUACCCUCCUGUGACUCACAUGUGAGCUGAAUGAUGGUACACUCACUGAGAGGAAGUGAAUGCAAUCUCAUGUCAUGGGUUCGAGGGUAGGGAAGGACUAUUUUCAAUGUAACUGUGGCAUGUAGAAUGUUAAGGUUUCAGAGCUGCAUCAUGGUGACACAUACUCACCCAAAAGCAUUAGAAGUAGAUAUCUGUAUUUAAUUUUGGAUUAUUUUAAAUUAUUUAGUUUUUUUUUAGCAAUAGUUAAAAAUCUGUUGUCUGUGUUUUCAGCACAAUUAUUAUAAAGCUAAAACCAUAAUCUUUGAAAUUCAGUGUACUGUAAUUCAAGCUGUUAUUGUUCCCAGCAUAAUUGUCUCAGAGUUUGUGACUUUAUUGCAGUUAGCACGACUUACUGUUUCACUUUUCUUUUAACGCACUCUCUUUGACUUGUCUUGAAGCAGUGAAAAUGUGAAUCCCAUGAUUGCACAAUGACAUGUUACUUGGUGGCUUUAUUGUUGCAACAUGGAAUGUACAGACAGGACACAGGAAGGAAAAAAAAAAAACGUGGUGAUGUCAUCAGUCAGGUGACAGAGCAAAGCAGUGGAGGAGGGGUGCUGCAGCCUUUUCUUAGCUCUCUGCUUACGCUCAUCUAACGACUCUUCUAUGUUUGGUAGAGAGAACUGUGACAUGCUUUGUGCAUAGAGGCAGCUGAAAAAAAAAAUGAGUAGGUGGGAAAAGAACAAAGUUAGAGAAGAUAGAAACUUAUUGUGAUGAUAAUAGUGCAUGUUGUGCUGCACAUAGAAGUCUGUGGUUUUUGCCUCCGCACUGCUCUGCGGGUUAUGACCUGUCGUGCUUGCCUGGUUUCAAAGCCUAACAAUCUUGAAAUAUUUAACUGUGUUCAACAAUAAAGUGCAGUUCACUGCUGAUGAUUCUUCUGGAAACCUAAUAUACAGUCAUUUCACGCUCAAAAAAUAUGCUGUUUCCUCUUCUCAGUGCACCUAUAUUCCUUCCUCUCUCUGCUGUGUUGGCUGUUUAGAGCGUUGAUAAGAACAUGGCCUAAUGUGUGGAAAUGGUGGUUGUCAAAAGCAGCAAAAACACUUCAUGUUUAAGUCAUAGUCAACAGUCUUGAGCGGCACAUCAAAGUGAAAGAUUAUUUCCUGCUUCAGCUUAUCCGGUAACUAAGAUAAAGAAGAGCAGCUAAUUGGGUCUUUUCUUUAAUGAGUAACAAGCCAGUUAUCAGCAUGGACAUCAUUUUUGGGAAGCUGAGUAGAGUGCACUCAGAAAGAAAAGAAAAGAAAACUUCUUGCAUACAACUUGAUAAAAGUUAAAAACACUUAGCAUAAAUACUGUGUGAAGGAAACAAGGCCGAGUUGUUGACCUCGUUUGACUGGCUUUGCAGACAGUGUCGUUUAUCCACCCUGCUCUCUGUAGCUUCAAGACUGAAAUGUUUAUAUUUUAGGCAUAAUGAUUUUGGCUGGGAUGAUCUUUACACUGCUGCCCUCAAAUAUCUGUCUUUCAUGUAAAUAUGUAAGCAAAAACAGUGACGCAUUGUGUUUUUUUUAAUGUCAGUCACAAGCACGUCCCGAGUCAUUAUCUCAGCAUUUCCAUGUGUUCCUUAUAAAUCUCUGCUUCCACGAUGUGGUUGAGGGAGUGUAUCUGCUUUUCAUUUUUUUUUGCUUCUGUUUCCUGUCAAAAACAUGUGAGCUAUUUCUACAGAAACUGCUACAUGUGAGUUUACAUUUUUAUGUGUCAUCCUUCUUCAUUCAUUUACCAAAAUAUAUCAUACAUUUUUAACUUAUUUUGAGGUUAUACAGCCCAUUAUAAAAUUUCAAAAUAUACUGAAAAAGACAAAGAAUGGACAGAAAUGUUGCACAGUCUUGUGUCCCUUCUCUUGCUUUAUUUUGGCUGGCUCCUAUUCCUGCAGUGGACUCUACAUACUGUUGGAUGGAUGCCAUUAAAAAUUGUGAGAUGGUGUGAUACACAGACCAAUGGUAUGUGUAAACAGGAAAGUUUCCAUCACUGGUUACCCUUCAGUAAAGUUUUUUUGCCUGUAUACUGACAGGCAAAAAAACUCUUUAAAAAUUUUUUUACAUGUUUAUUUUGUUGCAGAUUUUAACUCUGCUCUAAAAGUGUGUCAUGUUUAAAACUGGUUUGAUGUGGUUUGACCCACGUUUCCCUGAUUUUACUUUUUAUUUAUUUAGCAACAAAGUGUUAUUAGCGCAAACUGGGAAACUCUGGAGUAGCCUUUUUAA